This is a messenger RNA of Strongylus vulgaris, 117 nucleotides long. Lineage: Eukaryota; Metazoa; Nematoda; Chromadorea; Rhabditida; Strongylidae. The record is from the annotation of a GenBank genome assembly.
AUGACUGAUAUUUGCAACAUUGUUUAUAUUUAUUUUUCAGGUCAAACUAAAGAGGCUGCUCGUGCGGAAUAUGUGGAAUUUGCUGAAGAGAUGAUUCUGUGGAGUGUAGACUAUUGA